AUGGCACAGGUUGAGACGAUUCCGAAGAGCACGCUGAAUGGUGUCUCCGAGAACGGCUCGAAUGGCAAUCAAAUGGAUAUUGAUGAUCAUUUAAAGAUGCAUAACGGGACACCGACGAAAGAGGGCUAUCCGCCGUCGUCGUCGUCGAACGCGGACCACGAGGAAUCGGUGCAGUGGUCGCCGGCGUCGCUGCGACGCCGAAGCACAAGAGCGAGUGCUUUAAAGGCGCAGGAGAAGAUCAAGCUGAAAGACGAUGUCGUUCAAGACGUCAAUUCGCUCAAUCAACAUCAUCACGAUGACGAUUUGAUGGAUGAUGGUGAUGAUGACGGAAACGACGAGGUGCCGACGAAAAAGAAAAAAUUGGAAAAUGGAAGAGACAUGGACCAAUUAUGCUUUCGAUUUGGGCUUCGAGCGAAUGAGGAUGGCGAUGUGUACGCGUUGACCGAUGAAAGCGAGAACUCGUCGAUUCGAGAAUCUGAAAUGGAGAUUGUACGAGCACAUUAUGAAAAGGCGUUGAGCCGGGAGAUGACGCAAGAGCAGCUGAACGAGCGACUCAUGAUGCGGAAAGAAGCCGAAUCGAAACUUCGGCAAGAGGAGGCCGGAUUGGCGCUGCUGAAAAAGAUGAAGCAGAGUCAGGCGAUUGCGUUGCAGAAGCUCGCCGAAUCGAAAAAGUUGACGGCGAAUUUGCCGAACAUGACGAACACUGGCGCUUAUAAGCCGGUGAUAGCACCGCCAUUGAGCAAGCAUCAGACGGCGGCGGCUACGGCGAUGAAUGGCAAAAAAGGUUCGAAUGCGCCGGCGACGCGCAACGCCGCCCUUCUCGCGCUCAACGGAAUGACGCCGCAACAACAGCAGGAGCUUCUCACGCGACUUGCGCAGAAUCCGGCGGCGGCCGCCCAAGCGUUGCUGUUGUCGAAAACCGGCGGCAGCAACGCGCAAGUCCAACAAAUGCUCGCCCAGCUCGUGCUCAACGCUCAACAGCAAAUGAGCAACAAGGACAAAAGCAAAGAAGCGUCGGCGAUAUCUGCGGCGGCGGCGACGACGGCGACGACACCGGCGAGCAGUCUGACGGCGGCGCAGGCGAAAUUGAUGGCGUCGCAAACGCCGCAGCAGAGGAGCUUGGCGGCGAGAAUGGCGUUUAGGGCGCAGGCGGACAAACAGUUGAUGAUGGUUUCUGCCCCGAAAGCGCCGCCUCCUGACAUGUUCUUCAUACCGAAUGCUUCUCAGCCGGCGUUUACCUAUUUGCUUGGAUUGGAUUUGGUUGUGCAGCGAGUUUUAAAGGACAAAUCGCUUGAAAAGAAAGUUUCGGAGCCGUGCUACGAAUGCGAAGAAUGCCAUACGGACUUCACGCCGACUUGGAAGGCUAUCGGAACAUCGCCGGACGAUUUGCAUUUGUACUGCGAGCAGUGUGUUCGUCAGGCGCAAAAACGAAAAAUCCGAAUGGACCACUCGAAUUUCCUCAAAAAGGCCUAUCAAAAGAUUUCGGCGCAAGAGAAGGAGUUUGAGAAGAAGAUCGCCGAAGGCACACUGGAGCAGGUGUUUGAGCAGGCUCGCCCGCCGACGGUUGCACAAGCUGCUACGCCAACAAAUCCGGCUGUUUCGCGUGUGGCCGCUGCUUCGACGUCGUCGGGCAGCAGCACGCCGACGGCAUCGAAAUCGACGAACGCUUCCAGCUCGAAAUCGGCGUCGAGCAGCAGCAGCUCCAACUCGAAAAAGAACGCGGCAGCCGCCCAACAACAGAUGCAGGCGUUCUUCAUGCAGCAAAUGAUGGCGAAUCCGAUGACGGCGUCGAUGAUGCGAAAUCCGGCGAUGCUUCAGCAAAUGAGCUCGUCGACACCGUCGACGUCGUCAUCGACGGCAGCGGCGGCGGCAGCGGCCACGUCGGCUAGCGCUUUGCAACAGCAACAAUUGGCGGCUUUGGCAGCGGCAAUAAUGCAAAACGGCAGCGCGGCGGCGGCUGCCGGCGUCACCACGCAGAUGAUGACGCCGCAAAUCGCGAGGGCCUUCAGCCAGAUGACGAGCGCCCAACAGAAGCAGUUCAUUGAGAUGAUGCGACAUAAGAAAUGA
Caenorhabditis bovis is the source of this 2067-nucleotide messenger RNA. Lineage: Eukaryota; Metazoa; Nematoda; Chromadorea; Rhabditida; Rhabditidae. The record is from the annotation of a GenBank genome assembly.